AUGACGAGCUCGGCAACGGUGAACGGAAUGACAACCACUCAAUUGACACCACAGAAAGUCACUCCAACUUACACCGAUGCUCCAUCAACGAUUUGGGCGAUACGUGGCGGCAUUCAACCGUUGGCCACACCACGUUGCGGCUUCGAUGGAAACGAUUGUCCAUUGUCGGAUUGGCAACGAAGUGGCAUUUAUAUUUGCAUUGGUGGCGGGGUCCUGCUUUUAUUUGUUCUUUUCUUUUUCGUUGUUCUGAUCUACAUUUUCAGAGAGAAACGCAAAGAGGCCGCUCGUCGAGACGCCGAAUGGCAAAUUCCUUUUCUCACUUUGGAGAAACUCGGCAAAGCUAAAUCGCACGAAAGCCGAAGCAUGCACUCGUUGCACUCGAUGCGAUCCUCGAAAUCGUCUCACUCGAAAUUCUCGAUGAACAGCAAACAGGACACCGCUGACCUUGGAUAUUUUGUGCUAAACGAUGAACCUGUUUUUGCUUAUAAAUACAAAAUGAUGCCCCGGUUGAUCUUUGAAGACUUUGCCGAGUUCAGAAUGCUACGUAAGCUAGAACACGACAAUGUGCAUCGUUUUAUUGGAAUCUGUCACGAUCAUUCUCCGAUGAUGUCCAUUUGGAAAUUUGCCUCGAGAGGAACACUGGAGGAAGUGAUCGCGAAAGGAUCGAUGAAUCUGGAUGCUUUCUUUGCCAUGUCGUUGAUUCGAGAUCUCAGCGAAGGCCUUCAAUUCAUUCAUCGCUCAUUUCUCGGUGUACAUGGGAACUUGUGCUCUCGAACGUGUUGGAUUGACGAGAGAUGGCAAUUGAAAGUACAAGAUCGGAUGGUUGAGUUGGUGGAAGAGAAAAAGAAAAGUGACAUUCUUCUACAAAGGAUGCUGCCAAAACAAGUGGCCGAAAAAUUGAAAAUGGGUCAAUCUGUCGAGCCAGAAUCUUUCGAAAGCGUCACGAUUUUCUUCUCCGAUGUUGUCCAGUUCACUAAUUUGGCCGCUAAAUGUACUCCACUGCAGAUCGUCAAUUUGCUCAACGACUUGUACACGAUGUUCGACACGAUCAUUGAACAGCAUUCUGUUUAUAAAGUGGAAACGAUAGGUGAUGGCUAUCUGUGUGUAUCAGGUCUCCCCUACCGUAAUGGCAUUCAACAUGUUCGUGAAAUCGCCGAAAUGUCGCUGAGCUUUUUGACCGUGGUACAGGCAUUCCGGAUUCCCCAUCUCCCAUCCGAAUCGAUCAAUCUUCGAAUCGGAAUGCAUUCGGGCUCUUGUGUAGCUGGGGUUGUCGGUUUGGCUAUGCCAAGAUAUUGUCUAUUCGGAGACACCGUCAACACAGCUUCCAGAAUGGAAAGCAACGGGAAACCUGGUCGAAUUCACAUCUCUGGCGAAGCGGAGGCUCUGUUGAGACAAGUGGGAGGAUAUGAGACAGAAACGAGAGGAGAAGUCAUCAUCAAGGGCAAAGGCGUGAUGGAGACUUUUUGGUUGAACGGUCGAUCAUCGACUGGAUCCUCUCACAAUCAGCCUCGUCUCUUAAGCCGCUCCUCACCCCUCCAAACAUCCACAAAUACUCGUCUCUUCCAUUCUCGUGAACCUACUCCCCCAAUGCAAAAUGAGAGGUCAAUGAAAUCAACUCAUCAACCAAUUCUACCCAAUUAUGAUGAGGCUGAAGGAAUGUAUCGAAAAGCGAAUCCGAGAAAAAACAGC
Molecule: messenger RNA, 1689 nt
Organism: Mesorhabditis belari
Lineage: Eukaryota; Metazoa; Nematoda; Chromadorea; Rhabditida; Rhabditidae
Source: the annotation of a GenBank genome assembly